Molecule: messenger RNA, 675 nt
Organism: Parasteatoda tepidariorum (common house spider)
Lineage: Eukaryota; Metazoa; Arthropoda; Arachnida; Araneae; Theridiidae
Source: RefSeq, a predicted model, not a curated record
CAUUACCCUUUUAGAAAUCAGUCUUCGUUUCUCAGACUUUUGUGACAAGUUUUACUUUCGAAAUAUCACCUCAGAAUCUUCCGCUCUUUCUGAAUUUGCGAAGUUUUAAUCAAGACAAAGCUUUUAAGUUAAAUAAAAUUAUUCAAAUGUCGCUUAUAAAACAAUGGCAAGGAUUGCCCGUAAUAUUAUCAAUAGUUGUAUGCUAUAUAUAUUCACAGGACUAUCCAACCUACUCGGAACUGGACUUCCCAAAAACUAGAUUCACAUGCAAGAACAAACUUAAUGGCGGUUAUUAUGCAGACAUUGAGGCAGAUUGUCAGAUGUAUCACGUGUGUUCCGCAGACAAGAAUGGAACCAUGAAAGAUACUAAGUUUUUAUGUGGCAACGGUACUGUAUUUGACCAGCGCCAUCUGGUGUGCCAAGAUUACAGAAGGGUCCAAAAAUGUCGCGAGUCUCGGAAAUUCUACAGAACACAGGCUACUAUUUUGGAGUUUUUGGAAGAUAGAAUAAGAAAUGAAAAGAGUACUAAGCAAAUAAUGGAUGAAGCAGAAUUCGAGUCAGCACGCCUGUAUCAUUAACUAUUACGAGUCGGACCGCCUGUAUUUAAACUAUUCUUGUUAUUUGUUUUUCUGUUUUUUGCGUAAUACCUGUUUAUAAUAAAUGUUUCUUUUCUAA